UUCCACUUAAAGAGUUGAUACAAUGGCGUUGGUAUUGGUUGCUAAAAAAGGUACUACUUCGCCUAUAUGGCAUUUUUUUGGAUUUAGACCUGAUGAGAGAGGGCAGCCAAGGGACCUGACUGAAGCUGUGUGCAAGAUCUGCUCAUGUGUCAUCCGCGCAAAAGAUGGGCAGACGACCAAUCUUCAUGACCACUUGCGUGUUCGCCAUCCAGCAGAAUAUGCCACUUUGCCUGCACGUGCUGGACCUAGCAAAAAAGCUAGCCAGGGUCAGCAGACGAUAACUGGGGCUUUUGCAAAAGGCACUAAAUAUAAAACCGACAGUGACAGAUGGAGGCAGUUGACAGAUGCGGUAACUCGCUUCCUGGCCAAAGAAAUGGUUUCGUUCAAUACAGUAGAGAAGCCGUCCUUCAAGGCCAUGCUGCAUACCUUUGAUAAACAGUAUGAGCUGCCAGGUCGGAAAUAUUUCUCAAAGACGGCUAUCCCAAACCUUUUCAACGAGGUUAGAAGUAACAUCAUGAAAGAGCUGGGUGAUGUAGAAUAUUUGGCCCUGACAACGGACAUGUGGUCCAGCUGUAAUAUGAUGCCCUACAUGUCAGUGACAGCGCAUUAUAUAAAUAAAGAGUGGACACUGCAGUCCAAAUGCUUACAAACUUGUUUCAUGCCCGAGAGCCAUACAGCAGAUAAUUUGGAAGAAGCACUGCGCGAGGCAAUAAAUGACUGGAAACUACAAGAGAAACAAAUUGCCUGUAUAACUACCGACAAUGGGGCGAAUAUUGUUGCAGCCAUCCGGCAGUUGAAAUGGCCAUGGUUAAGUUGCUUUGGGCACAACUUGAACCUGGCCAUAAACAACUCGCUUGCGCAACAGAGGGCCAGCACAGACCGAGCUUUCGGGGUUUGCCGGGCAGUCAACACUGCGUUUUCGCACAGCUGGCUAAGGCGACGUGAACUGCAGAAAGCACAAGUGGAAAUGAAACUCCCUGAGCACUCACUGAUCACGGACUGUGCAACACGAUGGGGCUCAAAACAGCAAAUGGUGGAGAGAAUUCUGGAGCAGGAGCAAGCCAUCAAACGUGUGUUUGCCCAAGACAAAAGCCGCCGCCCACUCCCCCAGCUGACAUGGCAAGACAUGACUGUUCUGGAAUCUGUGAACAACGCGCUGAAGCCAGUAGCGGACUUCACGGACAUUCUCUCUGGAGAAAAUUACGUAACGGUGUCCUCACUGCUGCCCAUGUUGGCCCAUUUAGAAGGUGUGCUGGAGGAGUCAGUUGAUGAUUCCAAACUGACAGCCGACCUGAAGCGUGUCAUCCUGGAGCAGAUGGAAGGCAGAUAUGGUGAUGACACCAUCCAGAGGAUGAUGCGUAAAGCAACGCUGCUUGACCCAAGGUACCGAGGGGACCAUAUGAAACCUCCAGAACUUCAUUCUACAAAAUCUGAAAUAAUGGAAGAGACUGUGAGAGAGAUUGAUCUGUCGCUGCCAAGGCCAACACCAGGUCCCUCACAUGCUGGAGAAGAUGUAGAGGAACCAGAUGCCGGCGUCGCCACCGUGCCUAAGAAAAAAAAGUGGUCUUUAGGCAGCCUUCUUGCGAAGAGAGCAGCCACAGCAGCUGCAGCCAAGCUCACUGAUGAGCAAAAGGUCGAGUCAGAAAUGACCAUUUACCUGCAGGAAAUGGCCAUCGAUGGGGAAGAGGACCCACUGACUUGGUGGAAAACGAACGAAAAAAGGUUUCCGUUCAUGGCCAGAUUAGCACGGAAAUAUCUGUGCAUAUGUGCUACCAGUACUCCUUCAGAGCGGGUCUUCAGCACAGCGGGGAGUGUAGUUACUCCAAUUCGCAGCUUAUUGAAACCAGACAAAGUGAACAUGUUGGUAUUUCUGGCCAGAAACAUCGAAAUUUAAACAUGGUAUAUGUAUGUAAAUCCCGCGUUUCGGUCUGAUUGUCGUUCCCGUUUUCUUGUUCUUUGUUGUUCUUCUGUGUUUUAAUAAAUUUUUGUUAUCUGAAUUACCUUCAUUCUUUCGUUUGAUUUGACAUCAUGGCCAAGGAAAAUUGUCUUUAAAGGUAUUUAUUAACCAGACAAAAGUUAAUUGACGUUCGCUGAAUUCUGUGUUUAAACUGCCGCUUCAGUGCAGUAAAGCCACACAUCUAUGUAACAAUGAGCACGAUCUCCCGAGAACACUACAAUAGGAUACUUAUAAUUCAUUAAUAAGGCCUGUUUUCUUGUACAAAAUACAAAUUUAAAAUAAAUGUACGGUGUUUAACAUGCAAAAAAAGACAAGAUUCUAACAAUGUCAAGAUCAAAUGCCUCACAUUUUCACAUACUAACACACGUCACGUCUAUGGCAUAGACUACAGUGAGUAUUUAAAAUAGCAUAUAUGCAUUAGUAAUAUUCUCAAUUUAAUUUACAGAGCAAUUCCAGCAAAGAUUUUAGAUUAACUAUAGUCUAUAGAUGAAACUAGGAUUAGUGUGUGUAUUUUUUACAGUCUAUGGUGUCGACUCGCAGCGGGGCGGGGGUGGGGGCGUGGCAUCACGAUGGUGUCUCUCCAUCGUGAUGUCAGUCAGCCAUCACGAUGGACGAUGAUAUCGUCCAUCGGCACAACCCUAU
Molecule: messenger RNA, 2599 nt
Organism: Carassius gibelio (silver crucian carp)
Lineage: Eukaryota; Metazoa; Chordata; Actinopteri; Cypriniformes; Cyprinidae
Product: E3 SUMO-protein ligase ZBED1-like
Exons: 2
Coding region: 23-1894 (623 amino acids)
Molecular function (GO): DNA binding; protein dimerization activity
Source: RefSeq, a predicted model, not a curated record